Cuculus canorus (common cuckoo) is the source of this 7071-nucleotide messenger RNA. Its product is annotated as translation initiation factor IF-2-like. The transcript is spliced from 4 exons. The coding region runs from base 198 to 752 and encodes 184 amino acids. NCBI's taxonomy places the organism in Eukaryota, Metazoa, Chordata, Aves, Cuculiformes, Cuculidae. The record is from RefSeq and is a predicted model, not a curated record.
CAAUUAAAUUCAACCACACGACUCUGACCCCGUGCGAGAUUGAAAAGAGAGCGGAGAGGCUCCAGGAUUUCGAAGAUCGCUUCAAAUCGUUAAUUCCCGGCUUAAGAAAGGCUGGGAAGGUUAAUGAAAACGAAGGUGAUGCCCCAGGUGAUGCCAGGUCCUCCCUCCCCGGCAGCCGAGGGGAUGUCAACGCGCGGAUGCUGCCGCAAGGGACCUCGCUGCCCCGUCACCGCCCGCACCGUGAGAGCGGCGCUACGGCGCAACCCCGGCCGCGGCUCCGCCCCGCAGCGCCCGCGGGGCCCAAGCGGAGCAGCCCGCGGAGCUCCCAGAGGCGGCCGAAGAGCGGACGCGGAGCUCCGAAAAGCGGCUCAGCGAGCGAAGGCGGCUCUGCGAGAAGCGGCCGAAGAGCGGACGCGGAGCUCCGAGAGGCGGCUCAGGGAGCGGACGCGGAGCUCCGAGAGGCGGCUCAGGGAGCGGACGCGGAGCUCCGAGAGGCGGCUCAGGGAGCGGACGCGGAGCUCCGAGAGGCGGCUCAGGGAGCGGACGCGGAGCUCCGAGAGGCGGCUCAGGGAGCGGACGCGGAGCUCCGAGAAGCGGCUCAGGGAGCGGACGGGGAGCUCCGCGAGGCGGCUCGGGGAGUGCGCACGCCCCCGCCAUGGCGGCGCUGCCGCUGCCCGCGCGGGGGCGGCGGGGGGCACUACGCGAGCCGGAGCCGGGGGAGCCGGAGUGCAAGCGAGCAUGCAAGCCAUUAGAAACCAUUCCAAAUGAGGCUGAUGCUCGCCUCAUUGCCUGUGCUAUGGAGCUGGAUUCUAAACAGAAAAUCUCCACUGACUGUGGUCCUUGGGCUGCAAAGACAAAGCAGAAUUCAAUGAUUUUUGAAAACCAUGGAAGCAGAGGUACUGCCCAGCCUUGCCCAAGAUGUAUUGCUGGAGAAUCUUUAAAAUCUCACUUCAGGAAAAUCAGAGGCUGUCGCAGUGAUUAACAUGCAUCAUGGAAGUCCUUCAGAACAGCUGAAAUGAACAGAAAGGAGGAGGCUACAGAUAGCAAGAUAAGGAAUGUUGUAAUUUUUUUCAUAAUCAAUACUAAUGUUAAAAUCUUAUAAGAAGCUUUAUUCUACUCAUGGUAGGGAAAUUCAAAUAAAUUAAAAGAUCGAAGCUGGAAUAAGUCAAACACAAAGCGUCUUGGGCUGAGACAGUAUUCCCUCAUUGUGGGUAUUCUUACCAGGACUGUAUUUUGCAUCAAAAAACACUAAUGUUUAGGGAGCUAAUCAGUCAUGUGAGGAGCCUGACUAACAUCGGCUUUCCUGAACACAUUUAAUUGUGUACCAUUACUGUAAGUGCUGUGGACUUCAACACGUAUUUAAAGGCAGUAUUGCUAUGAUGUUUGCUCUCUUAACUUUUAGACUUCUUUUUCUAUAUUUAAUGACUACCACAUGUUUCAGAAGGAAUAAUAGAUGUGUAUUAAACCACACUUUGAGAAAAGAGUAUUCUUUAGUUGCAUUUUUUAUAAGCUUUCUUUGGUUUAAUGUGUUAUGGACUAUUUGGGCAGAGACUUAGAAGAAGACAAAGAGGUGGUAUAAAUGAGAAGGAAGCUAGGUAGGAUUUUGGGGCAGGGAGAAGAUCAUUCCUGAGAUUUUUUCUAUGUUACCUUAUAACUAGACGUAACACUUUUUUUGUUUUAAAAGUAUUAAUGUGAAUAUAUUCUUUAAACAAAUACAAAGUGAUACAAACAAACGCAGACUUGAGUUUAAAACAGAAGUUGCCAACAAGAAAGUAAAUUUCUGUCUAUCCUCAAAAAUCUUUAAACAUUUAAUGGUAGAACAGAAUAAGGUAUAAAAGCAUGACGCUGGAAUUGUCUAUUCUGUAUGGGUGUAUUUUAAAUUCAUGUGAAAAACAAGUGUCAAAACUCAAGUCAUGCUGCUUAUACAGAAUACAGAGACCAUUUCCUUUACUCUCCUGACUUUUUAGUUGUCCACGAGUCCCACAGGGAGAAAAAGGGAAUAUUUGUGAUGCUGUAAGUGGAACUGUCAGUUUCUUUUAAAAUAAGGUUUGAAAACAUGUACUGAGGAAAAAAUUCAGGUUUUGAUGAGAUAAUUUUUAGUUACAUGAGAUUUUGUCGUUUCAGGGACACUUCAGUCAUAUCCUGGGCUUCCAGUAACUGAGAGACGGCAGAUCGGCAACGCUGCUUUUCCUUUUAAAUUCUAAAGAUGCACUUGUGAACCCUGUACAGCUGGAUAUCUGUACAUUCACUCACGGCGUGGAUUUGUGUGUGGUAUACAGCACACAACAGUUUGCUGUAUUCUUUUAGUGCACAACCAUGAAUAUCAUUGUCUUACACUUGAAAAAACGCUUCUGCUUUUGAGAUAGUUUGGUUUAUGUUUGGUUUUUUUUAAGGUUGAUUUAACAUUUUAGAGCAGUUAAGUUGAUUUGGCCUUUGCCCCAGUGUCCACCUGGAACUGGACCAAAGGGCAUUGUUGGUACAAAAGACUUUCCCGUCUCUUUCGGACACUUUCUCUGGUACUCUUGGAAAGUGGUCCUUGCAUUUACAGGGUACAGGGCCUGCAGUUUUAGCUUAACCCUAUAUACACAGGCAGAAAUAUGAGGGAGAAAUAGGAGGACAGAAAUGUCUUAAAUGUCUUCAUUUUUAGAUGCCUAUUCAGCUAUGAAGGCCAGUAAAAAAUAACUAUUGAAACAUAUUCAAAUCCAAAAUAUGCAUCCAAUUCAGGAUGUGAAACUUCUAGGGUUUUUUAACAAAGAGAGUUUGUGAAUGUGAGAAGUAAGUAGCUAAUAGAAAAAGCAGUAUUAUUUGAACAAUGCUAUAUAAAUCAAAGGUGAAUAGUAAAUCAGGGCUGUGGCAUUCUCACAAAGUUAAGAUUCCACUUGAUACUCCUCAACUCUUUCUUUCCAGUUAUUGUGAUAUUAGAACGAAUCUGUUUCUAAAGUCUUAAACUGGUCAUGCAACAUGAUUUUAUUGGCUUGUCACAAAUAAUUUCGUCUACAUUUUGCCAGUGUAUAGGACCAUAUAAUACUUAACACAUUCAGAUUUUUAGACUCUGAGAUAGCCGAGUUGUGCUGUUUCGGUGUGACAUCAGUGGCUGCUCUGGGAUAGGCAGAAGGGUCCUGAAAGCUCAGAACUGAAUGGCAGUGCGUUAACCCUCUGCACUGGAGGGAAAUUGUUGUGACCUGCCUAAGCUCACAAAGAAAGAAAUCUCCACUGUCUGGAGAACUGCUGAGCUAUAGCUAUUGCCCUGCUGCCACUCAGCUUUCGGGCAGAGUUCAACCAAAACAGAUAUAGCAGGCAUAGCAGCAUUUGGCCUCUCCUUUUCUGGGAGCAGCCAGUAGCAAGUUAAAACAGGAGCUCCAAAGUUGCAAAAAUCUAGUGACAAGCUUUUAAAGGUUAGUUUCCCGGUGGGGUUUAUCAGAGUGCAAAAUCUUUAAAGGUUUGUUAUGCUUCUCAUAUUGUAUGUGGAGCUGUAGCUAGCACCAAACUGACUGUUAUUAAGGAGAUAGUCUUCCUAAAUACAAGAAGGUCAUCUAAAUACUAAAUUCAAUUAGGUAAUAGAUGAGAAAAUAAGUCUAUGAAGUAGGCUUGCACUAAUCGGCAUACAGGCUGUUUAGAUAGGAAAGAAUAAGUUUCCUCCAAGCCAAUAUAAAUUUUAGUUAUGUUGAAAAUAAAUAUUUUCAAAGUGCAAAGUUUUUUAGACACUUCAAAAUAUUCUUCAAUCACAACAACAGUACAAUCUCCAAGGAACACAAUGGCUUUAAAAAGUGUCCCUGCUACCCUGAAGAUCUGAAACUUACCUUGAAUCCUUCCGCUCCCAACACAGGUUGAUGCCAGUGUUAUUAUCCAAGCUAGGAAGGAACAUAUCCUCACUUGAAACAACAGCGGGAUGAGCAAAUUCUCAUAUACUGAUGUCAGACUUCAUCAGCUUGUGCAAAAUAAUAAAAUAAAAUGUUUUCUAAGACUGAAAUUAUGUAUUUGUUACCAAGAUAAUUUGACCUUAUUUUGUGGGCAAUUAAUUUUUACUUCUCCCAACUUUUGUGUUUUAAAAAUCCUGGUAAUGACAGCAGCCACAAUAAAGAUAGCAAAGCAAUAGUUCCUGCACUGUAAAAGUCAAAAUAGCUGCUUGAAGGUAAAAAGCUAAAAGGUGUGUCAAAGCUUAGUUACUGCAAAAUGACUCAAAACCUGUUUCUGUUUUAUCAAGUAAAAUGUUUGACAAGUAACGAUUAGUAGAACGGCAUAUAGUCAAAAUUUAGGGUAUCCAAAGAAGAGAGUAUCAGAAAUAGAUUUGGACUGCAUGAUGGAAGAGUUUUCUGCUAGUAUAUAUUAGAGCAAAGAAGUAAGCCAUUGCGUUUAAAAUGCAUAGGAUACAUCUGUGGAUUAUCAAACCAAAAGGGUGUUUUUCAUGUAAAUAACUAAAAUUUUAUCAUGUUAAGAAUUCACAGAUACCAGUGCGUGCAUUUCUUCUGUUUACUUCAAACUGUGUUUUAAUCUGGUGUGAAAUAUGGCAAAAUCGACAACCAAGUCAUUUUCCUGAUAGUUCUUGUAGGUUUUGUGCCAUGUUCUUUUUAAUUCCUCUCCCUUUAGAGUUACCAUUACCUGUUUUUUUUAUAAAAUCUUAACGUACAUCAAUCACAGGAUUGGUCAUAGUUCCUGGCUGCGUUACAGAGGCCGAUGAAGUCAUACGGAUGUUCGAUUUUAAUCUAAUUUUUUCCUAUCAGUCUUCCCGCUGUUACUGUACACUGUGCAGGUAUUUUAUUGCACUAUCUACCCAGACUCUCAACACUGUCCUUGGAGAUCACUGCAUCUGUACAACUGAACAAAACAGAACUUUAUCCUGUUUUUUACUUUGUAACCUGCAGUGUGAACACAGGCCUGUUGUGAGUUCUUUACACUAUUAAAAAUAUAAUGCUACUGUUUACAUCAAAUCUAAGUGCUUAGUUGCUAUGUUAUUCACAUGUACGUUUUGAACAUCUAAAUACUAUACUAUAGAAAGUAAACUUGAGCAAAAUGGUCACAAAUAGGGUUCCUUUUGUUCGUUUCUAACUAUACCCUUUUGCAUUUUCCAGGAACACAGUAUUGGAUAUAUCAGAUCAAUUUUACAAUAAUAUUUAAAUUUUUAAAAAAUGUGUUUCCCUACCAAUUUCAUCUGUUUUGAGAAUGAACUUCAAAAAGGGGUAUAGAAAUAGGUUAGCUAGGGGAAAGUUAACUCCCCUCGUUUUCAACCUAUCCCAGUUACCACUGUCAUGUGGUUAUACUGAGUGUUGUCAAUAAAAUAUAUCAGUGUAGAAAUGGAAUGAAAAACACCUGGCAGUUACCAGCCCUGCUGCAUCAGAACACAAUUCUUAAGUAAAGGUUUUUAAAAAAGAAAGGUUUUGAUACAGAAAUGUGAUGCCUUUUUCUUCCUUAGCAAAGAGUUCCAUGAAAAUUCAUCUAGAUCUUUCUAUUCCUUCAGAGCUGAUGGGUGGUUUAAUUUUUUAAUCCCUAAUAUUUUAAUUUCUGGGAUAAUUAUCUCUAGUUUUUUAACCGCGAAUGCAUGAGACUGGAUCAAUGGAAAACACCUGGUCUGAUAUCCUCUCUGCUCUAGUGAGUAGUAGAUGAAUGGGAAGAAUCCAAGAAACAAAGCAUGUAUUGAAUGGAAAGACUCUUUACAAAUACAAACUCAGUAUUUUAUAUCAGGUUUUGCUGUAGGCAUCCUUUCUUGCCUCGUAACUAAGCCUUGAACAUCAAAUAUCACAAAAAUUAUGAAAAUAUCAAUAGUUUCCAACAGGGUUUUUUUUUUCUGCUAUUGUUUGUUGGUAUAAAAAAAUGUAUUGGCUAUCAGGAGAAUGUUAAACUUGACUUUUUUUAGUAAGCAUUGGCAUCUUCAAUAUCUAAGAAGUAGUUCCUGUAUGGCUCCAAUUCAAGUGCCUGUGUGUACUUAUAUUUAAUUAGCGCAGUGUAAGGAUACUCUUCACAGCAUUUGUGAAAAGUAGCAUCUCCCUCCUUUCUGUUUUUUCUUGAGUUGGCUUACAAUAUAAAAAAAAAAAAAAAGGGAAGAAACUGUGGGAGUUGCAGUUUAAGGCGGGAGGCAGAAGGCUAAUCGCACUGUACCUUUUUAUUCAGCGUUCUACGUUCUUCCUUGUGGGAGGCCACGGGUCCUCUCAAAAACUUGGAAGUCCUAAUAAAAAAUUUGAAACAGAUUUUACUUAGAUUACUGGGAAUGCUACUGCUGAUAAAUAAAGGAAACUGAGAAGACGUAAACUUCAGUUAUAUCCUGUGUAAAGUAUCCUAAAGUGAAAUAGCGGGUGCUGCUCCCUUUGUGAGCCAAGUUUGUAGCCGAGCACUGAUUGUUUCACAGGGCAAAGCAGCAUCCUCUGUGUGUGGCUGCGCCUGCUUCCCAUGGUCCUUCCAGACUGACUGCAGGUCUUACUGGUUCUAAAGCAUCAACUGACCUCUCCUGCUGACUAAAAGCAUGUUCAGCUGUUUCAUCGUUAUCCCUGAUUUUUUCAUAAAUGACAAUGCAUACAUUUCUGGAUAAACUUUAAAGUGAUUCUUGGCUAGGAGGUGGUUCCUUACUCCAUGCCCUCUAAUGGGGUGAAAAAUGCAUUUAUAAAUCAAUCAGUGCGGAAAAAAAAAAAGUUGCGGUUUAAUAUUUUAAUGUAUUAAAGGUUUGUAAUUGUGGUAUUUUUUAAAAUAGAUGUACAGUGUUUGUAAUUUGUUCCACGGUUUGUCAGUCAGGAUCAUUAAGCCAUUGUAAUAGGUACAGGUGAAUAUUUCUUUAAAGCAGAUUUGUGUCAAAUCUGCAGUAGAACACAAAAUUAUUUUGGUAAGACUUUGCCUUGUGUAACUAUGAGAGAUUGGUUUGUUGAUAAAAAUUAUAUACUCUUUAUAUUUCCUAAUACUGUGGUUUUUACACAGAAUAACCUGAACGAUACUUUAUUUACAUGUAUAUAGUAAAUUUGGUAUAUGGUCUGUUUUUAAUUCAGGUUAAAAUGAUAUAAUUAAUAUUUUUAACUUUAUAUUUUGUAUAUUAUUACUUAUAAAAGCAGAAGCAUUAAACACCUCUUUGGCUACAGUGCAAAAUCAACU